This is a messenger RNA of Neolamprologus brichardi, 1567 nucleotides long. The record is from RefSeq and is a predicted model, not a curated record. NCBI's taxonomy places the organism in Eukaryota, Metazoa, Chordata, Actinopteri, Cichliformes, Cichlidae.
UUCUUGUGUGCGUUUGAAGAAGCUCCUGAGCUCCGAGGCUCCGUAGUGCUGAAAGGACAGCUCCUCCGCUCUCUGACAUCUGCAGAUAUGUUCACCCGGAUGUUAAAACUGAGACUUCUCAACGCUGUAGCACCUGCGUACUUUUUUACGGCUACAGCAGUCACCUUCAUUUUUCACUUUGGCUUCUUCAUUCCAACAAUUUUCCCAAGUCAGGGUACAUCACUGGACGGGUCCAAAGUUUUACAUACAUUGGUUCUUGGCGUGGCCUUUCUAACAGUGGAGUACUCUCUCUCUUUUGAGAACCCCCUGACCUUUUUGACUCUUCUCCCGUUCUCCACUGGUUACUUCUUCAUGGGAACAAUCUCAGGCCUGCAGUUGUUCCUGGUGCUGAUGCUGUACGUGUGGCUGGGCAUCGGUUUGGUGUGUGCAGGUUUCUGUUGUCAGCAGGUGCUGCUGGUGGCCCGGGGGCAGACAUGGUGUCAGAUGCAGAGAGGGCAACUUGCAGAGAAUUGCAACCCCUGGAGAGCUAACCUCAAGGACGUCUUUGGAGCCCGCUGGAUGCUUGGCCUUAUACUGCCUGUGCAGACAGUAGAGACGUGCUCUGAAGACGCAGAUGCCCAUAAAGAGGACUGAAGAAAAACCUCGUAUCGUAACAAUAGCUCCCCACAGGUCAAAAAAGUGACACAUGUUGUAGAAAAUGCUGUCUAAAGACCCAUGUGGUGAACGAUUUUGAAUACAGAGAGGAUGCUUUUUGACGUUUCAAAUAGUCUGUGAAAUAGCUGUUAGCACACAUUCCUUUAAGGACAGGAGCCAUACAAGCAAUGUGAAAUAAGCGCGUAGUCUAAGUGUAUCCUUUAGGUAGCUUUUUAAGAAGGCAAUAUUAAGACAAAUAAGUUGGUCAUUUUUGGAAAUCCAGCAGUUUUACUUACACUACUAUAAACGCUUGCAUCAAAAUAUAAAGAUGGCUUUGCAUGCCUUCACAGCUUUGCAAUUUUGUAUUAUUUGACAGCCUGUGCCAUGCGGUGCUCUGAGAUUAUCAAAGUGCAAUGUUCUUCCACACAUCCUAUUAAGAUGCUACAAAGCGACGUUCAGGAAACUCCGGGUCGUUUUCGUGACAAUGACUCACGUUUGUCGUUAAGGGCUAUCAGACAAGGAAACCGUUUGUCUGCAGCAUAAACUGCCAGGCUUGACAAUACUGUUGUGACAAUUACACGUUUAGCCUGAUGUACUCUACUCAAAGUAAUGUGACUCAGGCAGUGUGAAGAGGGAAUGCUCCUUUGGAAAAAUGGGUGGGGAAGAUGAUUAAUAUACGAUUAUCCAGGGUUAUUAUUCACAAUGUGCCAUAAAGUCAUUUCUUAUUUGCUUAUAGCUGACCCCAAAGAUGAGGUAUUCACUACACUGCUAAUAAUAAGGCGCUCUGCAUAAUAAUAUUAUUAAGGACUUUUCACUGUUAUUCUGUGACUCCAGCUACGAAUACACUGCUCAUGUCGAACAGGUUUUGGGUUUCAAUAAGUAUACUUUCUAGAGAUAUUUUGUCUAUUCCUGUUAUACCAAUAAAAGUAUUCAA